Molecule: messenger RNA, 1113 nt
Organism: Yamadazyma jaroonii
Lineage: Eukaryota; Fungi; Ascomycota; Pichiomycetes; Serinales; Debaryomycetaceae
Source: the annotation of a GenBank genome assembly
AUGAUGUUCAAAGUAGAAAAAAAGACUAUCGAUGCCAGUUUUCCUAGAACUCCAGGUUCAACGAUUUACAUUGAGGAUAGACUUCAAUUGGUGUAUUCGAAAUUCAACUUCGAUUCCAAACCUGAAAACAAGAUCCGGAUCAAUUUAAUUUUUUCACAUGGAACAGGAAUGAACAAGGAUUUAUGGACUUACUAUGUAAGAAGAAUUUUCACGAAUGAUUCUGACUAUUAUAUAGGUUCGUGUAUUGCAUUUGAUUGUGUGAGUCAUGGUGACUCUGCCGUUGUCAAUCAAGGAAAAUUGGGCUGGAUUUAUGCUGCAAUUGAUGGUGGAAGAGACGUGAUAAAAAUCUUAGAAAACGAACAGAAGAUUGGUGACUUCUUGAAUAAUGAAACAAACAGAACUAUACUUAUAGGCCAUAGUUUAGGAGCACAGCAACUGGUAUUUGCUUCCUACCUUAAUGAAAAUCUUUUCGAUACCAUUGUCUUGAUAGAUCCAAUAAUCUAUUCUGAUGAACAAUUCCAAAAACGUUUCACAUCCAAUUUUUUCAAACUUGGAAACCUUGUCGAGGAUAAAUUCGUUAGUGAAAAAGAUGCUACGGAUUUUUUCAUCCAGAGGUCUUUCAUUAGAAAUUUUAAUAGGGAAAUACUCCAAGAUAUUAUGAAAAAUGAAGUGUAUUCAAAUGAUAAGGAUAAAACCUUUAGAUGUAAGUCUAGCAAGAUAAGUCAGAUGGCAGUGUAUGGCUACACGAGACUAACCAUCAAGGAUACUCACGCAUUAUUACCCAUGUUGAAGAAUAAGGUCUUUUAUAUUCUGGGAGCUAGAUCUCCUUACUGUACCGAUAAAGUUAAUCAGUUCAUCCGUGACAAUGUCAAACAGUUAGUAGGAUUUACUUCUAUUCCCAAUGUAGGACACUUACUUAAUGGAGAGCAGCCAGACAAGGUUUUGACUAUUUUGCAAGAAUUAAUCAGAGAAGUCGGUAAAAAUGCCAUCAUGAACAAGAACUUUUACCCGAAUCGCUCCGAACCAAGAAGCAAAAUCCUUUCCACGAAACUAGAGAUAUUCAAUCAGGGCAAGACAGAACAGUCCAACAAUUUCACAAAAGCUCGUCUUUAA